Messenger RNA from Diorhabda sublineata, 6950 nucleotides. RefSeq names its product constitutive coactivator of PPAR-gamma-like protein 1 homolog. Gene Ontology annotation, cellular component: nucleus. The coding region runs from base 510 to 3431 and encodes 973 amino acids. The record is from RefSeq and is a predicted model, not a curated record. The transcript is spliced from 13 exons. NCBI's taxonomy places the organism in Eukaryota, Metazoa, Arthropoda, Insecta, Coleoptera, Chrysomelidae.
AGUUCCUUCAACAAUGUAUCUAAUUUCCGGCAAACAGUUAAUUUUUCGUUCUUGAGUGUCUGCAAAGAAUAAUAUUUUGAAUUAUUUUCAGUAAUUAUAAGUAAAAUUAUCUAUUUAAUUAUUUCAUUUAUGAAAAUAAAAGUGCUCAGUUUCAUAUCUAUUGGUUGAUGUUCAAAAAGAUUAUUGUUUCAAAAUGGCCAACAAGGUUUACCGGCAGUUUCCAAACAUGAAGGGCGUCCGGGAAUGAGUUUAUUUAUUUACAACUAGGACAAUAGAAUUCUCAAGUGUUAACGUUAAUUGUGUUUUUUAAUUAAUAUAUUAUUUAGCACCCCGCCCGAUAGGAGUGUCAAUCGUAUUUCGAUACUUGAAUUAUAAAAAGAAAAAAAAACUUGAUUGAUAGUAGUUAUAAUGGCGGUCGUUUCAUAAUGUAUUGAACUGAAAAUAUUCCAGUGAAUUUUUUUUAGUUUUCUACAAAGUUAUUGAAUUAGGAACGAUUUUAAGUUAUAAAAAUGGGUGUCGACGAUCUUCAAACGUUUUUAGAAAGUCCUUCUCUUGAAGGAGGAGCUGUCUCUGUUGAUCUUUUAAAAAUUGCUAGAAAUGUAACACAAAGACAACAACCACAUAAUACGAAUAGGAAAAUUCGACCGAUUGGUAAUAAAUUAAAACUAAUCGUGGAUGCAGAAAAUUGUUUAGACAGACUUUAUGGAGGAUAUUUUUCAGAUUGGGCUUGCGGUGGCCAGUGGAAUCGUAUGGUUCAAUUUUUGUCUCUGUUGACUCAAGCUAUCGAACGUGGUAAUAUUGAACUGGCUGUGGUAUUUAAUGGUACAAUCGAACAAUGUAGGAUUAAUGAAUGGAUUGCGGAACAAGCUAACGUACGGCAAAAAGUCGGUAUGGUAUUGAAGCAUAUCAAUACCAAAGCAACCCCACCUCCAAAAGUAUGGUGGACACCGCCGACUUGCCUUAGAUCUGCUCUUAGAAUGGCACUAAGACAUUUGGGAGUUACCGUGAUGUGUACUAUGGAUGACCAUCAUCAAGAAGUUAUAGCCUAUUGUAGAGAGUACGGAUUUCAUGGUUUGUUGGCAGAUGAUGCUGAAUAUGCUGCAUUCGAUCCUCCUAGAUAUUUUUCAUCUGAAAAUCUCAAGCUGACAUACAAAGGUUCUAUUGAAACUAAGGAAUAUAUGAUAAGCGAACUGACGAAAACUUUGAAAAUUACACAAGAACAAGUUUGUAUCAUGGCAUCUUUGCUUGGUAACUUUUUAUUGCCGGAAACUGACCUACAAGAUUUGUACAAGAAAUUGAAUUUAACUAAAGUUACUGCUGAAAAUGGUCCAGAAAAUAAUAUCAAGAAAUUAGCUGAAUUUGUUAGUAACCUACCAUCGCCGUCUAAUAUGGACGCUCUAGUUGUAGCUGUACUGGGUUCGUUGGAGGAUAAGCGUGCUUCAAAAUUUAGACAAUCUGUACAAUAUUAUUUAAACGGUACUGCCAGCGGGUUUUUGAAAUACUGCACACCUCCGGUUAAAACAAAACCCAAAAAGAACAAUCAAUCGCAACAAAAUGAUACUGCACAUUCUAAAUCUGAAGAUAAUGAUUUGGAUACGUCUGGAUUCGCUUCUGAAACCACCGAACAAGAACGUGAGACUUUACAAAAUUACAAGCAAGCGACGGCGCAUUCAGUAAUUGGAGAAUUCAACGGAUUGGAUAGAGACAUGAAAGGAUCUCCAAAUGAUAAAUAUCUGGACGAUUCUUCUGAUUCUUCGAGAUUCAAUGGCGUUUCUAAUGGUUCUGUUUCUUCAUCUUCUUCAGGGAAGAAUGACGCUGGUAUGUCUUCUAGCAACCAGGCUGCCAAUUCCUCCAAUAAUACUACUACUUCGAAAAGAAUCUCGAAAGCAAAAACAUCAGUUGUAGGUAAUGUAAUUACACCACCAGUAUCCCCGGACGUUUUGCGCACAGCAUCCCUUCGUCAUCAAAAAGGUUUAAUGGCUCCGUUGAUAUUGCACGUAUUGAGCACACAAGAAAUCAGACUACCCUGUUUAAUGGAAGACGAGAGCAACAGGGAUUUCCCGCCCAUUCACGACAUUUACCAACUGUUGAGACAAAGAAUUUACGCGGUUCUAUUCAAUUUACAUCACCUGAGAUACGUACACACCAAGAAAAAAGAAUCCGGGGAUUUGCCGGAAAACGCCCCGCAACCGGAAAUCGUAGUGAAAGAAUGGAUUUAUAGUCGUUCGAAUCCGUACCAACGUCCGGAAGAAGUGAAAGCCGAACCUCUACCUUGGGCAGUACCGACACUUCAACGCCUAUGGUUCGGUCCCUCAGUCGACGACAAAAGACGUAGGAUGCGCGCUCUGUUAUCCUGUUUGAAUUCUGAUACGCCUCUGAUUCUAAAUACGGCUUACGUACCGCAACACAUGUUGAUCAUGGCUUGCGUCUUGAGAUAUAUCAUGUCUCAAGAGAAACCGAUUAUGCGUCGAAACGAAUUGGACGCUUUCAUAUGUCACGCCUUCAAUCCGAACCUCAUGAAUCCGCAAUAUUUGCAAGAAUUGACGUUGAAUGUUGUGACGAGUCGUGGCGUUCAAUUGGCAGCUCUGUUUAUGAAAGGGGUAGAUAUGGCUUUGAUAGCCAACGACGCGUGCGGUGCGCCUCUUCCGUGGCUGAUGUGUUGUCCUUGGUUAUAUUUCGAUGGAAAAUUGUUCCACUAUACUUUAACUAGAUCGGCGCAUGCCAAAAACAUCCUCGAAGUUUGCGAGAACUACAUCGAACGAGUAGUUAAAGUAGAAAGAAUGAGAAAAGCCAUAUUGGAAGGUCUCGAUGUUAAAUUUGCGAAAGUACCCCUGCCGCCGUUCGCAGGACCAACUAUGCUCCGUACGCUGCCCCCUCCGCACGUUUUACCCAAUUUAAAUCUACAAUCGUCUCGAGGAGGAAGCGGAGGAGUUCCGUCCUUACGUCAAAGACCAAUACCGUCUAGGGGUGGUCAACUUCAAGUAGCCGGCGUCGUGGUCGGCUCGUGGGGCGCCAAUUACGGUUAUCAAGGUGGUGUAAGACAAAUGGUACCGGGAGGUUAUGCGGCUAGAGGUGGAAGAGGAAGAAAUACAAGUGCCGGUAACCAAAUGUCAGGCGGAGGAGGAUACCAGAACAGUUACGGAGGAAGAGGUAGAGGACAAAAUCGGAAACCUGGGAUGCCCACUUUUCCCGUCAAUGCUAGGAAGAAUCAGGUGAAUAAAAAGCGGAAUACCAACAAAUCUAACAAGGGGCAAAAGCAACAGGGUGUAGCUUUGACGGUUAAAACUGAUAGCGGUGACGUACCGGUAAGUGAUGUGGUAAUAGCAGAAGACGGUACCACCGGAUCGGGAGGGAAAAAAGAAGACUGCGCCGAGAGCGUCGAACAUAAAGGACAAGGAGACGCUCCGUGUAAAGUCGAACCCACCGAUUAAAUUUUCCAAACCUCCCCAUUUUUUUUUCUUUUUUCGUUUGUUAUUUUUUUUCAAAUCGCGAGUGAACAGAACGCUAACGAGUGCAUGUUUAAUUUUUUUUAUUAUUAUUUUUCUUUUAUUAUUUAAGUAGGUUUAAACACAGACGCUUUGAAAUAAAUGGUAAAUCGAUUUAUGAAGUGAAAGACAUUUUUUUAAUUCGAUUGUAAUCGAUUUAAAUUGAAUGUAAACAAAAAAGUAACUCAUCAAUAACGUAAAAAAUCGUCGAUUAGUAGCAAGAACGUCGUAUCUCCGAUUCGGAGUUGCGACUUUGUUGCUCGUAUUAACGAUAUCGAUAUACUGAAAUAGGCUUUAUAUGAAAACAAAUAGUCAAGUCGUUUGUGGUUAAACGACCGGACAAAAGUAAAUUAUUUGAUUUACUUUUUUGUUAUAUAAAGUGCUAACAGACAUUUUUUACUACAGGGUUAGAGUAAAAAGUAUUUUAGAAGGUGUCACUGCUGCUCGAGUCCCGUGUUCAAAAAGUAAGGACUGAUUUAUUCGAGAGCUUUGUAUAUUUUUCUAUGUUUGUUACGACUGUUAUAUAAUUAUAUAUUGACUGAAGAGGGCGCUGUGAGCGUCGCUGUGAUCAUAUUUAUGGUAUUUAUAAUACGUUUUAGAAAGAUCUAUCGAUAAAGGCGCUAUUGAGAUUUAGCGACGUGAAUGAUGGUGUUUUUUUUUUUCUAAAAGGAUGGUUCGCUAUAUAUAAUAUAUACACACAACAGGCAUUUAUAAAAAUUUUCUUUUGAUAAGAAACGAUGACAUAUAUACCGAGAGAGUUGAAAUAUACAGAUUUCAACUUUAAAACCCCCCUUACCCCAAUAAAAAAAAAACUAUUUAUCCGCGACGGUACCGCUUCCCGGAUAAAGGAAUUGCCCAAAUUUGUGCGAUUGCGCAAAACAGUAAAUGAUUUUACAUAAUCUACUCGAUGAUAUACAUCGAGGUGUAUAAUUGCCGCGCUCUUGUUGCUCAUGGAGAGACGAAUACAGCUUUCGAAAUGGAACUAAUUUUUUUUCGUACGAAAAAAAAAAAUGUAAUCUCUUUGUAACCACUUGAAUGGAAAUAAUACGAAGAAUCGACGAUGAUUCUCAUUUUCAUCGAACGAAAUAUAAAUUGCUUAUCCAAAAGUAAAACAAAUAUUUUUCUUAAUGGAAAAGGGGGAGGUGAAAUCGUACUGCGUAUGGCGAUCCGCUAGGAAAAUGACCGCGUUUCUGUUAAAACCAUAGAUCUACGUAUUUUGUUUAGAAAAAUUCGAUGGCGAUCGGGAACAAUUAUACAAAAAAUGUCGAAACCAUAGAUCUACAUAGAUUUACACGAGAUGUCCGAUGGAAAAUUAAAAAUUUCGAACGCAUUCUUCGGUGUUUGUACAAAAAUUAAUUGAAAACUAUAAAAUCCGCACGAUUUUCAAUGUCUUAAUGAAACCGUAGUGGUACAAAUAGUAAUUAGAAACUGUAAACUACGAGGUGCAAGUAAAAUGAGCAUUGUUCCCAAUGUUUUGAUCAAUCCUUACAUUUGAGUGAAGAUUAUUUGUUGGAACUGCAAGAAGAUGACGUCAAAUAGUAUGAAACCAUAGAUCUAAACCGUAUACUUUAAUUUCUAACGUGUCAACAUUAGAACGAACCAUAGAUCUAUACACCUGCGAGUACCACAAUUGGUAUAUUACCAUAGAUCCAAAUUUCGCUUCAACAAAACGCGAUCUAAGAACAUUAAAAUCAGCAUGCGCAUAUUAGAACGAACCACAGAUCUACAACAUUACGAGUACUACUUCCCAAUAAUCCCAGAGAUCUAUCACCCGGCAAGUACUAACUGGUGUAUUACCGUAGAUCUACGUUUCGUUUCAAUAAAUGCGAUUUAACCUCAUUUUAUAAAACGAAUAUAUAAUAAUUCAAAUUCUAACGAAAUGUACCCAAAUAUUUAGAAAGUUUUGACGGUUUGUACAUCUGUCAAACCAUAGAUCUACAAGUGUAAUCUGUUGGUACCAUUUCGGAAUGCGUUAGGAGAACCGUGGUUAGGUUUCGAAGAAUUUUUUCCAAUAAUUUGUGAUGGGAAAACCAUAGAUCUACACCGGGGAACUAUAACAUUUCAAUAUUUGGCGGAUCGCCGGUUCGAUUGUCACCUCUUUCGAUAGUAGCUGUUUAAUGCCGUACCCCUACACUUUGUAGUUCAUAAAUUACAAUCAUUUAGCUCACAAUAUAGUGUAAUUAGAAAAAUUCAUCCGUAACCGGAUGUGAACCAUAUAUAAUCUUUAUGUUGUAAAAUUGGUGCUUUGAUUUUUUUGUUUUCGGUGUUCAUGUGUACAACGAAAUUUAGGUCAGAUUUCGAAAUUGAAAAAAAAAAUGUUGAUACGCCUUUUGUUUAUAUAUAGUCAAAAGGGGGUGUGAUGUCGAUCCUUCAAGAACAUAUUUUUUUUUUAAAUCGUUAUCUCAUCUUAAAUUUCGAAAGCAUUCAACAUAUAAAUAAUUUUCACUUUUUUCUGAUAUCUUUUGUUCUGUAUAAGUUGCUUUUUUUAGUUUAUCGUUAACUACGAGGGUUUACCAAAUAUUUGUAUUGUAACAUUUUUUUCUUAUAUCAAACGGUAACCUUCGCUUCAUUUUUUUUUUAAAAAAACAAACUUUAUAACUUAUAAAUAGUAUAAUCAAUGCUUAUUACAUACAUAUUUAGAAAUAUUUCGGAAAUGUAGCAGUAAAAAAAAUUUUUUUUCUAAUAAUAUUCUGGUUAAAACUCCUAACUUCUUCCGAGUGUUUUUUACUAGUUUUAAAACUAUAAAAAAAACGAUUAUUUAUUGGUUUCUAUCGAUUUAUUUCAAUUUAAUUGUGCAUUAAAUUUUCAAAAACCCCUCGUAUACUAAAACUACCAAAUCUUAUUUUAAAUACUUUUUUUUAUCGAUCCUAUAAAAUUUUCUAGGAAUAUUCACUAAAAAUUGAUAUAAAAUUAUUUUACUACGGGGAUAUAAGAAAAAUUGUAAUUAUUUAAAUUUAUAUAAACUUGGAAGUUGUUAAACGAUUUUAACUCUUAAUUUUUUUCUGUAUUCAAGUUAUGUACUUUUCGAUAUAUAUGUGUAUAAUGGCUCUAUGGGUCAAAGGGCAAACGUAACUAAAUAUUUAAAAGGUUAGAAAUAGUUAUGGUGAUUUUGGAAAACUUGGGACAAUAUCGCUCCUAUAUAUAUAUAUAUAAAUAUAUAAUUUUUAAUUUUUUUUUGUUCUUGAAGCUCUAUGCGCGUUUCAAGAUAUAAAUUAUGGAAAAAAAAUGACUUUGCUAAUCAAAAUGCUGUUGUCUUGAUGUUUAUUCUGAAAUCACAUGAUCCAGUGUCACUUUUUUUCUUAAUAAUUAUUCAAAUAUAAAAAACAAAACUACCGUUCAACUGUACGACAGUUUUUAUAGUCUAAUGGGCAAAAAGGAAUUAAAACAUGAAAUUUUGUAUGGAUUGCCAGACGGAUGUGGUUAAGACAGUUGAAAGAGUUUGUUUGAUAUAUAGUAUACAAUUGA